Messenger RNA from Penicillium maclennaniae, 1494 nucleotides. RefSeq names its product putative MFS transporter. Lineage: Eukaryota; Fungi; Ascomycota; Eurotiomycetes; Eurotiales; Aspergillaceae. Gene Ontology annotation, molecular function: transmembrane transporter activity. Gene Ontology annotation, biological process: transmembrane transport. The record is from RefSeq and is a predicted model, not a curated record. The coding region runs from base 1 to 1494 and encodes 497 amino acids. The transcript is spliced from 8 exons.
AUGGAAAAACCAAACUUGUGCGAAGAACUCCGUGAGAUGGACAGCGCCGCCAGUCUAUCCCAGUCCGAUGAGACUCAAGAUGCCAAGGACGGUGGCAUGGAUCCUCGGAACCCGCAGAAUUGGAGCUCAACACGCAAGACUUUACUCUUCAUCUCGCUCAUGUCAAGCUCCCUGCUCGCCGAUGGUGCAAUGGUCUGGGGCUCAACGCUCAUCACCCAGCAGGCGAUGGACUGGAAGAUCACCAUUGACCACUCGGCCACAAGCAUGAAUUAUGGUAUUCUGCUGCAGGGCUUCGGUGGGGUCUUCGCCGUCCCACUCAUCGAAGCCUAUGGUCGUUAUCCCGUCUGGCUCUGGCCUCAGGUGAUCGCGAUGUUCAUGGUGCUGGGCGCCACUCUCUCCAAUGACUAUUCAACCUUUACAGUCUUUCGCUCGCUGCAGGGCUUAUUCGGUACCGUGCCACAGGUCAUUGGACUGCCUAUAAUUCAUGAUAUGUAUAGGCCGCAUGAAUGGCCGCGUAUGAUCAACAUAUGGGGCACCACGUUCUUGGUUGGUCCGUUCCUGGGGCCUGCGCUCGCAGGCUAUAUUGGUGCUGGCACAAAUUGGCGCGACUCUUUCGGGGUCCUGACUGCCGCUUAUGGGCUGUCUACAUGUAUGGUUCUCGCUUUUGGCCGAGAGACAUACUAUGCACCGGAUAAGACGUCUGGCUCACGUCUUGGCUCGUACUUUGGCAUCGGAAACACCAACGUGCCCAAGCUGUCCACGCUCGGAUUUUGGUGCCAGAAGCUUGUUGUCUAUGUGUUCAAAUUUCCCUUGCUGAUGACAGGUGAGCUCGCAAAAUUCGGUUGUCAUGCGAUUGUAGCCACUAAUCACAAACAUGUGCAGGUUUCACUGUCCUGGUGGCAUUUACCUGGCCAAUUGGCCGCAGGCAUCACGACAACAAUCGACACUUUCCUGCAUAGCCCGCCCUAUCUCUUCGACACGAUCGAGGCGUCGUCUAUGCGGUUCGCUGGUGUGAUCGGGGCACUUUGUGGCUGGGCUUUCGGUCACUUCUUCAAUGAGUGGAUAUACCGUCGUCAUAGUGCCAACUGGCGCACCGAGCUCCGUCUACACGGCGUGUGGGUCCCAAUUGGGAGCAUGGCCUGUGGUCUACUCAUUUAUGGCCUGACCAUAAAUUUUGGCAAACACUGGAUCGGACUGGCUUUUGGCUGGAUCAUGGUGAACAUCGGUAUGGUCGCCACCAUCGUAGCAAUCACGGCCUACGCGCUGGAAAAGUACCCCAAUCAGUCCACUUGCGUGUCCGCCAUCCUGAACAUGUGGCGCACAUGCGGCGGCUUCGCUGUAGGAUAUUUCCAGCCCCAGUGGAUUGUGCGCAAUGGCCUUGGUCUAGUAUUUGGUAUCCAAGUCAUCGUCCUCUGCACGGCGGUCGUCCUCACCAUCACUCCAGUGUUGCUGGUCGAGCGACGCAAGCAACUACAAACAUCGAGCGCUGCGUGA